Messenger RNA from Staurois parvus, 282 nucleotides. Lineage: Eukaryota; Metazoa; Chordata; Amphibia; Anura; Ranidae. The record is from the annotation of a GenBank genome assembly.
AUGACUGAAGCCUACUUCAAGUUCCGUGGAAACCGAACUAUCUAUGUACAGCAGUUUCCAACAGUGGCCACUGAAGCAACAGCCACAACCACAGAUAAAUAUUCUAACCUUUACAUGUAUGUUGGUUUGUUCUUAGGUCUCCUUGCUGUGCUCCUGGUUCUGUUAUUUACUAUGCUGUUGCGUAUCAAGCAUGUUAUCUCUCCUAUUACCACCACUACAGAAAGCUCAGAGAUGCCACAGUUCACAGAUGUAGAGAUGCAAGGAAGGUCUCCAAGUGCCUGA